CAAGUUGACAACUUGUCUGAAACAAAAAAAGAAAUCUUCAAGGAACAAAGGGAAAGAAUAAAAACAAUUUUUUUUUUUUUUGAGCAUUUUCAGAUGCUUCCAAGUUCCAACAUUUAUGAUUUAUUCAGUGUUGAUCAGAAGAAUUGUUUAAGGAAGAGUGGAAUAGCACUUUUUUCUUGUGGGUUCUUAUGGCAGGGCCUGAUUAUCAAGCCAAAUCUACAGAUAGGAGUAAUAUUGUAACAAUCUUAGCAGCAGAAGGGGUUCAGUUCCUUUUAUCUGGCGAGGAAAAGGUACCCUUAUCCUCUUGUGAUGGGAAGACAACUUGUCUCUUCUUCUCAGCAAACUGGUGCAGAACCUGCAAAACCUUUAUCCCCAAACUUGUACAAGUUUAUGACAUGCUGAGUACAAGAUGUGAAAAGAUGGAGAUAGUGUUUGUUUCAUUCGAUCAUAACGAAAAUGAAUUCGCGGAACACUUCAAGUGCAUGCCUUGGCUUGCAGCUCCAUUCGAUGUGAAUUUGAGCAGACGAUUGAGUAAAAGGUACCAUGUAAAACAUUUGCCAUCACUAAUUCCAUUGAAAAGCGAUGGAACAUCAAUUGAAGAGGACUUGGUUGGGUUGAUUGAAGACUAUGGGGCUGAAGCAUUUCCCUUCACUAGGAGUAGAAGAGAGGAAUUGAAGGCUGCUGAUACUGCGAAGCUCGAGGGAGGAAAAUUAGAAGAUCUUUUGGCACACAAAGGAAGAAGUCAUCUCAUAGCCAUGGACGGUAGAAAGGUUGUAGUGUCUGAACUUGUUGGCAAGACUAUAGGUAUCUACUUUGGAGCACAUUGGUGCCCACCUUGUCAUUCCUUCACUGCACAACUUUUAGAAGUUUACAACGAGCUCACGACUUCUGAAGAAGAACAAAGCUUCGAAAUUAUAUUCGUCUCGACCGAUCGAGACCUUGAAGAAUUUGACAUGAGUCUGAAGGGCAUGCCAUGGCUGGCUAUACCAUAUUUGGACAAAACACGACAUGAUCUAUGCAGGAUCUUUGACAUCAAAGGGAUUCCUUCCUUAGUCAUGAUUGGAGGAGAAGGAAAGCCCAUUAGUACAAAUGGGAAGGGCAUCAUCUCCUUGUAUGGUGCCAAGGCUUUCCCGUUCACAGAGUCAAAGCUCAGAGAUUUGGAAGCCGUCCUGAGGAAAGAAGGAGAUGCACUGCCUCGGCAAGUGAAUGAUAUAAAGCAUGAGCACUUGCUCAAGUUGGAUAUGGCCAAAGCAUACCUAUGCGAUUCUUGCAAAAAGAGAGGGAGAUUUUGGGCCUUUUCUUGUGAUGUAUGUGACUAUGACCUGCAUCCAUGCUGUAUAGAAGAAACAUCUUAAGAAUUGGUGGGAGGUGUAUUACUUUUAGAGUAAAAUAUAGAUUGGUUAGUCAUUUGCUGACGGUGUGGAUAAUGAAUUAUUGUCUCUAGUUUUAGAGGGUGUGACACUGUGACUCACGGGCAUGUUAUCAUCAUCAGAAAAAAGUAACUCAUUGUUAGACCAAUCGAAACAGAAAUUAUAGACUUCAAACUUCAAAUUAUUA
Messenger RNA from Juglans regia (Persian walnut), 1557 nucleotides. RefSeq names its product probable nucleoredoxin 3. Lineage: Eukaryota; Viridiplantae; Streptophyta; Magnoliopsida; Fagales; Juglandaceae. The coding region runs from base 189 to 1355 and encodes 388 amino acids. The record is from RefSeq and is a predicted model, not a curated record. The transcript is spliced from 3 exons. Gene Ontology annotation, molecular function: thioredoxin-disulfide reductase (NADPH) activity.